UAGCACACCAUCCAUCCGUUCUUGGCCGUAGCGAUGGGGAGCGUAGCACCUGAGGCUCUGUUGCCACUGGACCCCGAGACAUUUGCUGCGGAGUCGCGCGAGGUGGUGGACUUCCUCGACGGCUACUACCGCAACGUCGAGAGGUACCCUGUCCGGUCCGACGUGGAGCCAGGGCGCCUCCGUGCGCUUCUUCCAAAGGCAGCGCCCAAGAACGGCGAGCCGAUGGACGCGAUACUGGAGGACGUGCAGCGGCACAUCGUUCCGGGGCUGACACACUGGCAGAGCCCCAACUUCUUCGCGUACUACCCCGGCAAUGCGAGCACGGCCGGGUUCGCCGGCGAGAUGCUCUCCGCCGGGCUCAACGUUGUCCCGUUCACGUGGGCUGCCUCGCCGGCCGCGACCGAGCUCGAGGGCAUCGUGGUGGACUGGAUGGCAAAGCUGGUGGGCCUCCCCGAACGCUUCCUCUUCUCUGGUGGCGGCGGCGGCGUGCUACACGGGAGCACCUGCGAGGCCGUGGUGUGCACGCUGGCGGCUGCGCGCGAUCGCGCGUUGAGCAGGCUCGAUGGCCAUGAGGGCAUCCUGAGGCUGGUGGUCUAUGCCUCGGACCAGAGCCACUCCACCUUUCAGAAGGGUGCGAGGAUCGUGGGGAUCCCGCCAUCCAACUUCCGUGUCAUUCCAACAUCGGUGGCAUCGGGCUACGGCCUCACCGGUGAUGGUGUCCGCGACGCGGUGGAAGCCGACAUUGCCAGCGGCCUUGUGCCGCUGUACCUGUGCGCCACCGUCGGCACGACUGGGCUCGGCGCGGUUGAUUCGGUGCGCGACCUCGGGGAGGUGGCGCGAUGUUACCGCAUGUGGCUACAUGUUGAUGCCGCAUACGGCGGUAGCGCGUUGAUCUGCCCCGAGUUCAAGGACUGCUUUGAUGGCAUUGAGUUCGCGGACUCUGUGAGCAUGAACCCGCACAAAUGGUUCCUCACCAACAUGGACUGUUGUUGUCUCUGGGUGGCGAGCCCAGCCGCGCUAACCUCCGCACUGUCUAGCAAUCCAGAAUAUCUCAAUAAUGUCACCGAGAAAAGUGCAACAGAGGUGGUCGACUACAAGGACUGGCAGAUGGCACUGUCACGCCCUUUCCGCGCCAUGAAGCUGUGGGUGGUCUUGCGCCGCUACGGCGCGGUGGGCAUGCGGGCAUACAUACGGAGGCACGUCGACAUGGCCAGGUGGUUUGAGCAGCAGCUGGAGGGCGACGAGAGGUUCGAGGUGGUGGUGCCGAGGAGAUUCUCCCUCGUCACCUUCCGCCUCCGCCCAAGGCACAAGGGUGACGAUGCCGCGGAGGCCUUGAGCCGCAAGGUACUCAUGGCCAUAAACUCUAGUGGCCGGGCCUUCAUGACGCACUUUAUCGUGGAUAACAAGUUCGUUAUCCGCAUGGCUGUGGGCGGGGCCAUGACGGAGAUGCGCCAUGUCCGGGACGCAUGGGAGCUUGUCCAGGAGAAGACCAGGGAAGUAGGUAUCCCUCUCGGUGUUACUAAGAAACAUGCCCUAUAGAACAUAAAUAAACUUUAAUUACACUCCGAUCCGUAUUGCUUGUCGUUCAAACAGAUGUAUCUAGCACUGAAAUAAGUUUAGUUAUAUAUAUAGAUAUAUUUAUUUGAGUGACAAGUAAUAUAGAUAGGAGGGAGAGAGUAAUAGGAACUGAUGCAAAUACCAAACCAAUAAAAUAUAAAUGUCCUAUAAAAAUACGUAGUAGGA
Aegilops tauschii subsp. strangulata is the source of this 1743-nucleotide messenger RNA. RefSeq names its product tyrosine decarboxylase 1-like. The record is from RefSeq and is a predicted model, not a curated record. NCBI's taxonomy places the organism in Eukaryota, Viridiplantae, Streptophyta, Magnoliopsida, Poales, Poaceae. Gene Ontology annotation, biological process: carboxylic acid metabolic process; amino acid metabolic process. Gene Ontology annotation, cellular component: cytoplasm. Gene Ontology annotation, molecular function: pyridoxal phosphate binding; carboxy-lyase activity.